Dimorphilus gyrociliatus is the source of this 3892-nucleotide messenger RNA. NCBI's taxonomy places the organism in Eukaryota, Metazoa, Annelida, Polychaeta, Dinophilidae. The record is from the annotation of a GenBank genome assembly.
AUUUGGUGAAUAGCGUGUCGACUGUGUGCUUCAAAUUUCAUAUAUAAACAGUAAGUGAAGUUAAUUUUAUGAUGACUUGUACUCAUUCGUUUUUGGCCUUCGUGAAAUAUUUCAUAGACAUCGAAGAAGCGUUAUAGGCCGGUAAUUACGCGCCUCACUUAAGCGUGGUGUACACUUUUGCAACUCAAGAGAGUUAUAGAUCUCAGUUAAAUUAAAAUUUUGUCAUGGAAUUUAUUACCAGUAUUUUACUGGCCAAUUAUUAAAAAAGUGAAAACUUGACUUAGAAAACUCCAUUAAAAGUGUGGAAGAUUUGGCGCAUGCGCUCUACCGUCUUCGCACAUUACAGCAUUGUCAUCUAAAAGUUUACAAAAUUUUUUUUAAGGACAGAAUAUAUAAAAGUUUUUGUUCGUAAAGUUCUUGUCCAGGUUCUUGUCAUAGCCCACUUGGGCAAUUCUGAUUUCGUUUCAGUGAGUAUGGAUCGCUUAGAAAGUUUUAAACAAGCAAUUCGCGCAACACUUACUUCGGCUAAACACGGACAGACUUUACCAGAGUUAAGGAAGAGUUUUCUUGAAUUGGGGAUUAGGCCUAACCCAUUCGAAGAGAUGAAGAUUAGUGAAGUCGACUUCUUCACAAAGUACCCCGAUGUAGGUCGGAUGGAAGUCCACAACGGUAUACACGUGUUUUUUGCUAUUCCAACGGCUCAAGACAAGCAUAUCCAUAAAAUGGUGCAACAACAGAAGAGGGGAAAACUUAAAAGUCUAACUAAGCGAAUUGAAACUGCGAAAAGACUUGAUACCAGAGGGAAUUUUCGACCAGUUGUGAAUUGUAGUAUGCGAAAUAGAAGAUUUGCUUCAAACCGAGGUGGAUCUCUUUCAAGAUCUAGCAUGCCAUCCAGAAUGGCACUGAAUGAAAUUAGAAACAGAACAAGCCAGCAAAAGUUGAUGCCAAGCAGAAGCUUUCCUCCCAAUACUAGAAGUGGCACUUUUACGAGCUCAAUAGGAUCUAGGGAGAACACCAGCUCGACUGCGUCAUACAGUUUAGCAAGAGGAAAUACAACUACGUCAGCGUGUGUCAGAAGGUCUGAUGUGGCUUUAGAUAUGGCCAGAAAUAAAAAUAAUUCAAGUCAAGAUAGCGAAAUUUCAUCAAGAAGUAGCUGUACUUCUUCAACAUCAAGACUAAGGGCUAUCAUGAACGAUCCCUUUCGUAAUAAACCGACCGUAGCAACCCGAAGAGAAGGUUCCCCGGUAUUUAAUUCUGGAUGUGCUAGUCGUUCAAGUGAAAGUCAUUACAAUAGCCCCUCAGAAAAUUUUUCUCGCGGUGUGCAAGCCAGAGGAACAGCUAUUUCCGAUAGGGAGAAUAGGAAUCCUUAUAAUAUGAAAGAUGAUGAACGGGAUAUAAACCUCAGAAGAAAUCUCGGUACUCCAGCACCUAAGAAAUGUACGGUGAUAGUUAAUCCCGAUGCAUCAAGUAAGACUCUAGAAUCUGAAAGUACUGGGAAGCGCAGUGCGACUUUAUCAAGAAUUCAACCUGCUCGAAUCGAAUUUGAACCCAAGUCCGAUUCAUCGAGACGAAAGCUAAAUUCUUUGGAGAAUUGUAUUUCUGCUGAUUCAGAAAGCAAUAAAUCGGUUGAAGUAAAACCACUGACUACGAGUUCUUUUCCUAGAAGACUAUCAUGUGAAAAUAACAUCUCUCAGGUUAAUAAAUCCUCAGAAAAUUCUACACCAAAACGAGGUAUUCCUUUUGAACGAAUACGAAAAUCCAUCGAAAACCUUGAUCUCUCUGAUAACAACAAAGUUAAUUCUAUAGUUGUUAAUCGAGUUAACCAGGAUGAACAUUUAGAGAAAAGAAACGAUACCAGCAUUUUGGAUACUAAGAAACAAGAUCUGGAUGUUUUGGGUGAUAACCUUCGUCAAUUAGCCCUUCGGAAUAGAAAGAAUGAAUCCGACAAAUCGAGGGAGGUUUCUCUUGAUAAUAUCAAGGACAUCACGGACCCACUUUGCUUGCCAGCAAUAGAUACCCCAAAGGAAGCCUCAAUUUCAGCAUGCAGGAGAAUGAUUACAAACCAUCUGGCUUUGAAUAAAAGAAAAGUCAUUUCAUCUUUAAAAUCGGAAAAGAAUGAAGAGACAGACACAGUUGUAACUUCCAAGAAAAUCGUACCUAGUGGAACACCUAUAAAUAAGGGACCAUCACAAUUGGAACGCAAUAUUAUGAACGCAAAAUUGAACGAAAAUAGAGCACUAGGAAAGAACCAUGUUUUGAAUGAAUUUUUCAUUUGUGGUAUACCACUUGGUACAACUGAACUGGAGUUGAGAACUUCUCUCUAUGAUUAUGGGUUUAUAGAGAAAAUGACUUUGAAAAUGGGCUAUGCUUUUGUGACAUUUUCCUCAGCCGAAGAAGUAAGAGCUAUUUUGAAAACACGAUAUAUAGAUCUCAAAGGGACAAGAAUUGAAUGUAAAGAAAUGCAAACAAGAGAUAAGUUGCAUCAUGCAGUAGACAAAUCUGAACCUUUAUAUGAUGAAUUCUUAGUGUAUGUUAAAAGCGUACCAGCUUUCUGGUCGGAUGAAAAGCUAAAGGAUGUAUUUUCGUCUUUUGGUAAUGUAACUAAUGUCGCUAAUUCCAGAAAAGGUUAUGGCUUUGUCUACUACGAUAAUAAGGAUAUUGCAGCUGCUGUUGUUAAACAAGGGACUUUGCUAGUGCAAAACGUUUUGUUGAUGUUAGAAAAAGGAAGACGUCUUUAAUAAACUUUGAACUUUUUGAUAAUGUUAAUGUCUGAUAGUCUGGUAACUUUACUUAGUUGAAGACCAGACAGUUCCUGUACAGAAGAGCAAAAUAAUUUUAUACAUUCCAUUUUAACAUUUAGUGAUCGGAAUAUUUAAUCAUUUUCAAUUGGUAAUUUGCAGCUUUCAUUUCACAAGCUCAGUUUAUUUAAUGCUAAAAGAUUAAUCUGGAACUCACGUAUAUCAUUAUAUUUUACUUAAAUGUUGAAUAUGAUUUAAUAUUCUAUCGUGUAUACUAACUCAGUUAUAUACUACAAGGUUAUUUUUGUAACAUGAAAUAAGGAGACUCGUCACUUCUCUUAAUAUUUUCGUCAUAGUCGUCUACUGCUUUUUCACUACUUCCUGGACGAAUUUCGGAUGUUUCUGAAUUUUUUCUUCUUACAUAUGCAGUAGAACUAAAAUGCCUUAUCUUUGCCUUUGUUUUACCGCAACUAAAGGACAAUCCGUGAAAGAACGUGUACAAAGCGAGUAAUAUUGCAACUAGUAAGAAUAUAAAUUUAAGAGGAUAAAACGGAUCUGUAACGUCAACUUGAACAGAAGUUCCUUUAAAACGUUCAGUUACGUUCUCUUGAACGUCAUCCAUCUUUGGAGAUAUAAAGAAUAUGUUGAUGAUAAACCCAAAAACACAGAGCAGAACUUAUAUUAGAGGAUACUGUAACUCAUAGCAUAUUUACAGCGAAGUAAACAAGACGUUUUAUUAUAUAAAGUGCAGGCAAAGCUCUCCUAUCUUGUCCCUCAAAUCAUUUUACGGAUAUUCACCUCUACUUGAGAAUACAAGCCAACCUCUCGAUCGAUUUUAGAUUAUUUAUUGGGUUGUUAAUUUCUAGGCUUAUGUAUUAUAUUUUAACGGUAGUUUUUAAAGUAAGAACCAAAUUUUCGCGUCGUCUACAAUUGUUCAUUUAAAAGAAUAAAGAAAAAACGAAAGAAAGAGAAAAUAGACUUGGUUUGGUUUAGUUAAUUAAAUUGGAUUAUUAACUUGAAUAUCUUUUCUCGCUAGUCUAAUAGAUAUUAACACUGAAUCAUUUUAUAAAUGUUUUAAGGGUGCAGUCAGAUAGUCCUCUGAUCUAUUUAGACUGUUAUGUCUCUUUUAUGGGCAAUCUGUCACUCCAUCCUAA